AUGACUUCAGCUACUAUCGAAUCUUCACCGGCCGAGCAUGCCGCUCACCAAGCAUCCACGACCAUUGAGGUCGACAGCGAGGCUGGCAGCGCAGCAGGGUACGACUCUGACACUGGUUCUACCUCGUUGAGUUCGAGCAUCCGUGACCACUCAUUCGAAUUCGGGAGGCGUUAUCACCGCUAUCAGGAGGGACUCUACCAGUUCCCAAACGACGAACCGGAACAGGAGAGAGAGGACAUGAAGCAUUAUGCCCUUAUCACAGCUAUGGGUGAUCGCCUACACUACGCCCCCAUCCGUGAUGACCCGGAGAAUAUUCUUGACCUCGGCACUGGCACGGGCAUCUGGUGUGUUGAGAUGGGCGAACAGUAUCCUUCCGCGCUUGUGCAGGGCGUCGACUUGAGCCCCAUUCAACCUACUUGGCUUCCACCAAACGUCAAAUUUCUCGUCGACGAUGCCGAAGCGCCGUGGGUCUACCCGACCGACUACUUCGACCUCGUCCAUGCGAGGCACACUGUUCAAGCAUUCAGAAACUACCUUGGCAUGCUUAAGCAAGCCCACAGGCAAGCCCUCACCGCCCGCCAAGCUCCGACUGCCGUAGCUGACUCAACACACAGGCACCUUCGACCGGGAGGCUGGGUAGAGCUGCACGAGAUGAACUACACGCCGAGCUGCGACGACGGCUCCAUGCCUGACGACUACCAACUGGCGAAGCUGCUAGGCCUAAUCGGCCAGGGCCUAGCCGCCAUGGGCAUCAACCUCGACGGCGUCCACAACAUCAAAUCCCAGCUGCGCGAUGCCGGUUUCGUAAACGUGCAUGAGCGCACGUUUAAGCUUCCGUUCGGUCCGUGGCCGAAGGACAGGCUGCUCAAGAAAGUUGGCACUUACUACCAGGCCAUCGCCAUGGAUGGCUUGCAGGCAAUCGCCUUGCGCCCCCUUUGCAAGGGCUUGGGAUGGAUGACGGAGGAGGUCGAGGUCUUUCUGACGGGCGUCAGAAAGCACCUGAUGGACCCGUCAAUCCAUACCUACCAGGUCUUGCAUGUGAUAUAUGCCCAGAAGCCACAACCGUCAUGA
Lasiodiplodia theobromae is the source of this 1071-nucleotide messenger RNA. Its product is annotated as Methyltransferase domain-containing protein. Bases 1 to 1071 code for a protein of 356 amino acids. Lineage: Eukaryota; Fungi; Ascomycota; Dothideomycetes; Botryosphaeriales; Botryosphaeriaceae. The record is from RefSeq and is a predicted model, not a curated record. Gene Ontology annotation, molecular function: methyltransferase activity. The transcript is spliced from 3 exons.